Plectropomus leopardus (leopard coralgrouper) is the source of this 2261-nucleotide messenger RNA. RefSeq names its product adaptor related protein complex 3 subunit mu 1 (gene ap3m1). Lineage: Eukaryota; Metazoa; Chordata; Actinopteri; Perciformes; Serranidae. The record is from RefSeq and is a predicted model, not a curated record. Gene Ontology annotation, cellular component: clathrin adaptor complex. Gene Ontology annotation, biological process: intracellular protein transport; vesicle-mediated transport.
AUCUGCAGGCGGCUCUGCAGUGACUCAGUCUGCCAUACUGGCACCGAGUAUCUCUGGCACAGUCACCCGGAGUUAGAAGCUGAGAUGAUCCACAGUCUGUUCUUGAUCAGUCACUCGGGAGACAUCUUCCUGGAGAAACACUGGAAGAGUGUCAUCAGCCGGAGUGUGUGUGAUUACUUUUUCGAGGCGAAGGAGAAAGCGGUGGAGCCGGAGGAUGUGCCCCCUGUGCUGCAGACUCCACACCACUAUCUCAUUAACAUAUACAGAGGAAAGCUCUUCUUCCUCUCUGUCAUCCAGACUGAAGUCCCUCCUCUGUUUGUCAUCGAGUUUCUCCACAGAGUGGCAGACACAUUUCAGGACUACUUUGGAGAGUGCUCAGAGGGUGUAAUCAAGGACAAUGUGGUGACAGUGUACGAGCUGUUGGAGGAGAUGCUGGACAACGGCUUCCCACUAGCAACAGAGUCCAAUGUCCUCAAAGAGAUGAUCAGGCCUCCCACCAUCCUGCGAUCAGUUGUCAAUACGCUCACAGGAGGUAGUAAUGUCGGAGACACAUUACCAACAGGUCAACUGUCCAAUAUCCCCUGGAGGCGAGCUGGUGUUAAAUACACCAAUAAUGAGGCGUAUUUUGAUGUGAUAGAGGAAAUAGAUGCCAUUGUGGACAAAUCCGGUUCAACAGUAUUUGCAGAGAUCCAGGGUGUGAUAGAAGCGUGCGUGAGGCUCAGCGGGAUGCCUGAUCUGACUCUGUCCUUCAUGAAUCCUCGCCUCCUUGACGACGUGAGUUUCCACCCGUGUGUGCGGUUUAAGCGCUGGGAAUCGGAGCGCGCCCUCUCUUUCAUUCCACCAGAUGGAAACUUCACACUCAUGACCUAUCAUGUCAGCUCUCAAAACCUCGUGGCCAUUCCAGUGUACGUGAAGCAGAGCAUCACUUUCUUUGAGACGGGACCUUGUGGUCGCCUGGAUAUCACCAUCGGACCCAAACAGACCAUGGGGAAGACAGUGGAGGGCUUGGUAGUCACAAUCCACAUGCCUAAAGUUGUGCUCAGUGUUAACCUCACAACCACACAGGGAAACUACACCUACGACCUCGCUACCAAGGUGUUGGUCUGGGACAUUGGGAAACUGAACCCGCAGAAGCUUCCUAACUUGCGGGGCAGUCUGAGUCUGCAGGCAGGAGCCCCCAAACCUGAAGAUAACCCCCCACUCAAUAUUGACCUUAAGAUUCAACAGGUGGCCAUAUCAGGUCUUAAGGUGAGCCGUCUUGACAUGUAUGGAGAGAAGUACAAGCCGUUCAAAGGGGUCAAGUAUGUGACGAAAGCAGGAAAAUUCCAAGUGCGGACCUGAGUAAUAACCGUCAGAGGUCGACAAUCCGAUGUGCCAAAUAGACGUCGAGGUUAUCAGCGCUCCAAAAUGUCUUACAUUUCCUCUGGCUUAUUGUCAUUAAUGAACAGUUAUUUAUUAUGUGUUUAGCAUUACAUGUGACUGGAUGGUUUUUGUGGCCUGUAAAGGGAAGCCUUAAUAAUCAAUGUGACCUUGUUGAAGUGCUGUUAGUUUCUAGCCAGUUUAAAUGUUGCGUUAUAUGAACCAUUCCUCUUUCUUUUGUACUAUUUCUCAAUACUUUUUUUUUCUUUUAACACUUUCUGAGUGUUGCCUAAGGGGAAUAUUUGAAAAGGGACACUCACAGCUCACCGCCUUGCUCCUCACUACUAAAACAAACCUGUACAAUCCUAUUUGCAUGUUGCCUUUAAGAAAGCAGCCAUGCCUUUUGAAAACCUUUUUACACAAUAUAAGGUAGCAGCAAGUUUUAUACUUCUAUAUGUUUAUUUUUGAAGAAUCUAAUGUGUCUACUUUUUGAGUAGCUGCAGUGCGUCUUGAGGCACUGUCUGUAGAGCAGGUAUUUUUGCACGCAUUCACUCUUUAAUGUGGCCUUGUAAGGUUAAAGUGCUUUGUAUAGCACACUACAGCACACACUGCAUGUUUGGAGGUCUGAGGGAAUUUUGUUUAUAUCAAAGGUACAUCAUUUAACUAAGGGAUAACAACUAUCUGCAGGGCCUAGACAUGAACCAGUGAUUCAAGCAGUCUGUCUGGAACAGUUGUGUAAAAAGCACUCAAAUCUAGAAAAUCCUCACACAAUCUUGAACUUCUUUACUCAGCACAAGAUUUGCACAAUCAAUUACCAACGUGGAAAAUACUACUUAAAGCUCUUGUAUGAAGUUGAAUCUGUAUUUCAGAGUAUAAGAUGUCUCAUAAAAGCUUUAAAAUGA